Molecule: messenger RNA, 842 nt
Organism: Prunus mume (Japanese apricot)
Lineage: Eukaryota; Viridiplantae; Streptophyta; Magnoliopsida; Rosales; Rosaceae
Gene: GLP7
Product: germin-like protein 7
Molecular function (GO): manganese ion binding
Source: RefSeq, a predicted model, not a curated record
AUGAGAAUCAAUUCUUCCUUUGUCCAAUUAUUUGUCACCCUAGCUCUUCUAUUGGGCCAGGCCAAACCCGACCCGGAUCCCCUUCAGGAUUACUGCGUAGCAGAUACAAAAAUUCCCCAGUCAUUUUACCUCAAUGGUGCACCCUGCAUCAAUCCAAAGCUAGCAAACUCAUCCCAUUUCACCACAUCUGUCCUAUCCAAGCCAGGCAACCCGAAAGCUAACCCUUUCGGGUUCAACGCGACCCUGACGAACACGCUUAACCUACCCGGGGUCAACACAUUGGGCCUGACCAUGGCCCGGGUUGACAUAGCGGCCAAUGGGAUGGUGCCUCCACAUUUGCACCCAAGGGCCUCAGAAGUCGCAAUCUGCCUCAAAGGGCUCCUUCUUGUGGGCUUUGUGGACACCUCGAACCGUGUGUUUACCCAGCAACUGAAGCCUGGUGAGUCAUUUGUGUUCCCAAAGAGCCUCGUUCAUUUUCUGUACAACUACGACUCCGUGAACCAAGCACUGGUCUUGGCCGGGUUCAGUAGCCAGAACCCUGGUGCACAGAUUGUUUCACUUGCCACCUUCACUUCAAAGCCUUCAAUCCCAGUUGCUAUAUUGAAGAAUGCUUUUCAAAUUAGUGACCUGGACGUUGCCAGGAUUCGAAAGAACUUGGGAGGUUGAACAUAUUUAUUUGUUUAUUAUACAUGUUGCUUUUGCAUAUAUGGCUGCGAGGAAAGUGGAAAGUUUAGCUUAGGUUUUCAAAUAAAUACACAUGCCAACGGUCACAUAUAUAACUAUAUAAUAUAUUGUAAUAUGAAUGGAAAAUAUGAAGCAUGUGUAGAAAUGGAAAGAAUAAA